AUGAGCCUGCUGGGUCUUAUGUCAGAAAUGAUGGGUACGCUCGACAUUCUCCGAACGAUGGUGACAGACUAUGACAGUUCUAGUAUAGCCGCCUUUCUACAUGAUGCAAAGCGGUUUGUUCUGAAAAAUCGACAAAUAGCCGAUGAAGUGCCACUUCAAAUUUAUUAUGCAGGGCUGGUAUUUGCACCUCGAACGGCAAUAGUUCGAGAGCAGUUCCAAUCAGAGCUUCCUGAUUGGAUCUGCCGCUUCCCACAAGCUCUGGAAACCUGGGGUGCAGAAUUGCAGGCACUCGAGGGCCAUAGAAGUUCAAUUUCCGCCGUGGCCUUCUCACCCGAUGGCCGGCUGCUGGCGUCUGGCUCGGGUGAUAAGACAAUACAGCUCUGGGAUCCAGCCACGGGCGCUCUCCAGCAGACCCUUGAGGGCCAUACAAGUUGGGUUCAAACUGUGGCCUUCUCACCCGAUGGCCGGCUGCUGGCGUCUGGCUCGGGUGAUAAGACAGUACGGCUCUGGGAUCUGGCCACGGGUGCUCUCCAGCAGACCCUUGAGGGCUAUACAAGUUCAAUUCACACCGUGGCCUUCUCACCCGAUGGCCGGCUGCUGGCGUCUGGCUCGGGUGAUAAGACAAUACAGCUUUGGGAUCUAGCCACGGGCGCUCUCCAGCAGACCCUCGAGGGCCAUACAAGUUGGGUUCAAACUGUGGCCUUCUCACCCGAUGGCCGGCUGCUGGCGUCUGGCUCGCACGAUGAAACACUACGGCUCUGGGAUCCGGCCACGGGCGCUCUCCAGCAGACCCUUGAGGGCCAUACAAGUUGGGUUCAAACUGUGGCCUUCUCACCCGAUGGCCGGCUGCUGGCGUCUGGCUCGCACGAUGAAACACUACGGCUCUGGGAUCCGGCCACAGGCGCUCUGCAGCGGACACUCGAGGGCCAUACAAGUUGGGUUCUAACGGUGGCCUUCUCACCCGAUGGCCGGCUGCUGGCGUCUGGCUCGGUCGAUAACAUAGUACGGCUCUGGAACCUAGCCACGGGCGCUCUCCAGCAGACCCUCGAGGGCCAUACAAGUUCAAUUAAUACCGUGGCCUUCUCGCCCGAUGGAAGGCUGCUGGCGUCUGGCUCAAACGAUGAAACACUACGGCUCUGGGAUCUGGCCACAGACGCUCUGCAGCGGACACUCGAGGGCCAUAAAAGUUGGGUUCUAACGGUGGACUUCUCACCUGAUGGCCGGCUGCUGGCGUCUGGCUCAGUUGAUAACAUAGUACGGCUCUGGGAUCCAGCCACAGGCGCUCUCCAGCAGACCCUUGAGGGCCAUACAAGUUGGGUUCAAACUGUGGCCUUCUCACCCGAUGGCCGGCUACUGGCGUCUGGCUCAGAUGACAAGACAGUACGGCUCUGGGAUCCGGCCACAGGCGCUCUGCAGCGGACACUCGAGGGCCAUAUAAGUUCAGUUGAUACCGUAGCCUUCUCGCCCGAUGGACAGCUGCUGGUGUCUAUAUCAUUCAGUGAGCCAGUACGGCUCUGGGAUUCAGCCACGGGGGCUCUGCAGCAGAUACUUGAGGGCCAUACAAGUUGGGUUCUAUCAGUGGCCUUCUCACCUGAUGGCCGGCUGCUGGCGUCUGGCUCGAUUGAUAAGACAGUACGGCUCUGGGAUCCGGCCACGGGUGCUCUGAAGGAAAUGGUGAGCACUGAUGUCCAGCUGCGGCCACUCUACCCCUAG
Molecule: messenger RNA, 1713 nt
Organism: Aspergillus melleus
Lineage: Eukaryota; Fungi; Ascomycota; Eurotiomycetes; Eurotiales; Aspergillaceae
Product: WD40 repeat domain-containing protein
Exons: 3
Coding region: 1-1713 (570 amino acids)
Molecular function (GO): protein binding
Source: RefSeq, a predicted model, not a curated record